Thyridium curvatum is the source of this 1500-nucleotide messenger RNA. RefSeq lists its product as uncharacterized. Gene Ontology annotation, molecular function: succinate-semialdehyde dehydrogenase (NAD+) activity. The transcript is spliced from 7 exons. The record is from RefSeq and is a predicted model, not a curated record. Gene Ontology annotation, biological process: GABA catabolic process. The coding region runs from base 1 to 1500 and encodes 499 amino acids. Lineage: Eukaryota; Fungi; Ascomycota; Sordariomycetes; Thyridiales; Thyridiaceae.
AUGGCGUCCUACUUGUCCCAGCUGAAGGACAAGUCUCUCUUCAUUGAGCAAUGUUUGGUCAAUGGCAGAUGGAUACACGCGAAGUCUGGAAGAACCUUCAAAGUUGAGAACCCAGCGACCGGCGAGGCAAUUGGCGAGUGUCCCGAGUUCUCAAAAGAUGACACGGAAGCGGCCAUAAAUGCUGCGGCCCAGGCGUUCAACUCCUUUCGGAAAGUCACAGCUCGAGGUCGGGCCAAGCUCCUUCGAGGAUGGUAUAAUCUUAUGCUCGAGAAUGCAGACGACCUCAGCUUGUUGGUGACAUUAGAGAACGGCAAGGUCUUGGCAGAGGCCAAGGGCGAAGUUGCCUAUGCCGCAAGCUUUCUCGAGUGGUUCAGUGAAGAGGCUCCCAGAACUUACGGUGAUACAAUACCUGCGACCAAUGCUGGAAACCAGGUGAUUACGAUUAAGGAGCCAGUGGGAGUUUGUGCUCUUAUUACACCAUGGAACUUUCCGGCCGCCAUGAUCACAAGGAAGGCCGGCGCUGCCCUAGCAGCAGGCUGCACAGUAGUCAUCAAGUCACCAGCCGAAACGCCUUUCACAGCAAACGCUCUCGUCGAGCUCGCACACCGUGCCGGCGUCCCCAAGGGCGUCAUCAACGUCAUCACCACAGACAGGAACAUCGUCGAGGUCGGACGUACACUCACCAUGUCGCCCCUCGUGAAAAAGGUGUCCUUCACGGGCUCGACCAAUGUCGGGAAGCUCUUGAUGCGCCAGUGCGCCGAAACGACACUGAAGAAGAUCUCGCUCGAGCUGGGUGGCAACGCGCCCUUCAUCGUCUUUGACGACGCCGACAUCGAAGCCGCUGUGCAGGGCGCCCUGGUCAGCAAGUUCCGGUCGUCGGGUCAGACCUGCGUCUGCGCCAACCGCAUCUUUGUCCAGGAUGCAGUAUACGACAAGUUUGCCAACAAGCUCGCGGCGCACGUCCGAGAUAAUUUUGUCGUCGGGGACAGCCUCAAGUCGGCAAAUGUCACGCACGGCCCCCUGAUCCACGACCGGGCGGUCCAAAAGGUCCAUGAGCACGUCAUUGACGCCGUUUCCAAGGGAGCUAAGAUCCUGGUUGGUGGGCGUAAAGUGCCCGAGCUUGGACCCAACUUCUUCCAGCCGACUGUCCUUGCCGGUAUGACGUGUGAGAUGAAGCUUGCAAGCGAGGAGACCUUUGGCCCCGUGGCGGGCCUGUUCCGCUUCAAGACGGAGCAGGAGGUGGUCAAAUUGGCCAAUAGCACCGACAUGGGCCUGGCGGCAUACUUCUUUACCAAGGACAAUCAGAGGGCAUGGCGCGUGGCCAAGGCGUUGGAGGUCGGCAUGGUUGGGCUUAACACUGGCUUGAUCAGCGAUUCUGCUGCACCAUUUGGAGGAAUUAAGUCCAGUGGAUUCGGACGUGAGGGAAGCAAGUACGGAAUAGAAGAGUAUAUGACGGUCAAGAUGAUCACUUUCUACUAUGGCGUCACCAGUGCAAUAUAG